This is a messenger RNA of Sinocyclocheilus anshuiensis, 1487 nucleotides long. Its product is annotated as interferon regulatory factor 4-like. The transcript has 9 exons. The coding region runs from base 55 to 1350 and encodes 431 amino acids. The record is from RefSeq and is a predicted model, not a curated record. Lineage: Eukaryota; Metazoa; Chordata; Actinopteri; Cypriniformes; Cyprinidae. Gene Ontology annotation, molecular function: protein binding; DNA-binding transcription factor activity, RNA polymerase II-specific; RNA polymerase II cis-regulatory region sequence-specific DNA binding. Gene Ontology annotation, cellular component: nucleus. Gene Ontology annotation, biological process: regulation of transcription by RNA polymerase II; immune system process.
CAAAACUCGAAAAAGCUCUGAAAGAGGGUAGCACGCGCUCCAGUACUUUCUGCAAUGUGUUCAGAUGAAGAGCGCGCGAUGGCGGGGGGCUCCGGUAACGGAAAGUUGCGUCAGUGGUUGAUACAGCAGGUGGACACCGGAAAAUACUCUGGACUAGUGUGGGAGAACGAGGAGAAAAGUAUCUUUCGGAUUCCGUGGAAGCACGCGGGCAAACAGGACUACAACAGGGAGGAGGAUGCUGCGCUCUUCAAGGCUUGGGCCCUAUUCAAAGGCAAGCAUCGGGAGGGUAUUGACAAACCUGACCCACCAACUUGGAAAACACGUCUUCGAUGUGCUCUUAACAAGAGCAACGACUUUGAGGAGCUUGUGGAGCGUAGUCAGCUUGACAUAUCAGACCCCUAUAAAGUGUAUAGGAUUGUUCCGGAAGGAUCCAAAAAAGGAUCCAGAUCUCUUGAAGAUUCACAGUCCAAUUCAAGCUCACCCAGUUAUCCAAUACACCCACCUUAUGCGCCAGCACCAUCUCAGGUGUGCAACUAUCUUUCUCCAGCAGACAGAGGAUGGAGGGAUUACUCAACCCUAUCUGAGAUCCCUUACAGCCAGAGCCCCUACACUCCGCGAUGGGAACCUGGGUACCAGUUCAGUGGCUCUUUCUACAGUUGCAAUGCAUCUGAUCCACAGCCGUCUCCCUUCACCCUGGACACCAGCAUGAGAUCUGCUGAGGCAGUGGCCCUCUCAGAUUACCGCUUACAUGUGGUGGUGUUUUACCGGGAAGCUCUGGUGCGAGAGGUAACAGUGAGUAGUCCAGAAGGCUGUCAGCUGGGCCCUAGCAGAGAGGGACAGGCCUACACUUCACCUGGGGCCCCAGAGCUGGUUGAACUCCCUCAUGCUGAAGGGGCAUCUCUGGAGCGUGGCGUUAUACUCUGGAUGGCCCCUGAUGGGCUCUACGCCCGCCGCCGCUGCCCCUGCAGGGUGUACUGGGAGGGAGCUCACGCACCACCUACCGACAAGCCCAACAAGCUGGAGAAAGAGCAGAACUGCAAACUGCUGGACACUCAUCUGUUCAUAACAGAGUUGCAGAGUUACGCCCUCCACGCUCGUCCUGCACCAUGCUCUCAAGUCCUGCUAUUCUUUGAGGAUGAGAGCACUGAUGCUCAAAGACCAAGAAGGACUUUCACAGUGCAGGUUGAGCCACUGUUUGCUCGUCAGCUUCUUUUCCUCAGUCAUCCCGGCAGCAUGAACUACAUCCGCAGCCAUGAGCUUUCACACCUGCCCGCUGAACACACCCUUUCCCCGACCCAAGACUACCACAGAGUCAUCACACAUCUCCCUAACAGCGGUCCUCAAAAUUGACCCUGGAGGCUUGUCACUUUGCCCUUAAUCCUGGAAUAACAUCUUGCUUAACCCAGGGUUAAAGCAAGUUUUAAUCCUGGGUUAAAGGGAAAGUUCACAAAAAGAGAAUAAAGAUUCUGUUAUCAUUUACUCACCCU